Fomitiporia mediterranea MF3/22 is the source of this 1422-nucleotide messenger RNA. Its product is annotated as MFS general substrate transporter. Bases 1 to 1422 code for a protein of 473 amino acids. NCBI's taxonomy places the organism in Eukaryota, Fungi, Basidiomycota, Agaricomycetes, Hymenochaetales, Hymenochaetaceae. The transcript has 11 exons. The record is from RefSeq and is a predicted model, not a curated record.
AUGAGUGAUCCCGACCUUGAAAAUAGGAAUCACGAGGAUGACAGCAAGCCUGAAAAUUCCCUUGUGCCACAAUACACUGGCCUUAAGAGACUCUACUAUAGUCCGGUCACCCAAGUCGUUCUUCUUGGUUUUGUCGGCUUCUUGGAACCUGGUCUCUUCAAUGCCGUCACAGGUCUUGGUGGAGGUGGCCAAAUUGAUGCAACCAUAAGUGCUAAUGCUAACUCCGCAGUCUACGCGACAUUUGCGGCCAUGGCAUUCUUUUCGGGAACUGUGAACAACAAACUCGGACCGCGCCUCACGCUCCUGCUGGGUACACUGGGAUACUCGCUUUUCAUCGGCUCAUAUUUAUCACUGAACAUCCACCCGCAUGCCGGAACCUUCGUCAUUGCUUCCGGAGCCAUCCUCGGAAUAUGCGGUGGGCUCCUCUGGACGGCUCAAGGAUCACUCAUGUUGGCAUAUCCAACAGAAAAUCAGAAGGGCAAGUUCAUCGCUAUUUACUGGGGAAUCUUCACUUCAGGUGGCGUUGUUGGAUCGGCGGUUUCAUUCGGACAGAAUUUCCAUGCUACAUCUGGAGGUGUUGGGAAUGGAACCUACAUUGCAUUUAUUGUCCUGAGUGCACUUGGUGCUUUGAUUCCUCCCUUGAUGGCUAAUCCGAACAAGAUGAUCCGGUCCGACGGGUCAAAAGUCACCGCCCCUAGGCAUCCAUCAUGGAAGACAGAAAUAUACGGUCUUUACACCACACUUCGUACAGAUCCUGCAAUUAUCCUCUUAUUCCCGAUGUUCUUCGCGUCCAACUGGUUCUAUACAUGGCAGUUCAACGAUUAUAACGGCACACUUUUUAACAUCCGUACGCGCUCUCUGAACAACAUGUUAUAUUGGACGCCGGAAAUAUUCGGUUCGCUAAUGAUGGGGCUCAUACUUGAUAAUAAAUGGUUCAGUCGCCGUGCUCGAGCGUUCAUCGGAUGGACUAUUCUCUUCGUUACGGUGUUCAUUGUUCAUGUCUGGGCUUAUUUUUAUCAAAAAGAUUACACCAGAGAGUCUAUCCCUCCUCUGAUUGACUUCAAGGACAGGACUUAUCCGCAACACGUCUGGCUUUACAUAUUCUGCGGUUUGCUUGAUUCUAUGUGGCAAGCAACAGUCUACUGGAUUAUUGGAGCCGUCUCGAACGAUCUGGGUAAACUUGCAUAUCUUAAUGGCUUCUAUAGAGCAUUCCAAGCAGCUGGUGCAGCCAUUGUGUGGCGCAUAGACGGUCUUAAAGUGCCAUUUAUGAGUAUCUUCCUCUCAACGUGGAUCUUGCUUGUUGCUGGUCUCCUGUGUGCUCUUCCGAUGUUGAUUGUGCGUGUUAAGAAUCAUACAGAGUUUGAGGAUGAAGUUGCGGGGACGAGAACGAAACUUUCCGAUGAAAAGAAACAGGAAUUGUAA